Messenger RNA from Aureobasidium subglaciale EXF-2481, 518 nucleotides. RefSeq lists its product as uncharacterized. The record is from RefSeq and is a predicted model, not a curated record. The transcript is spliced from 3 exons. Lineage: Eukaryota; Fungi; Ascomycota; Dothideomycetes; Dothideales; Saccotheciaceae. The coding region runs from base 234 to 410 and encodes 58 amino acids.
AGACAUCCCAUGUCUGAUGACUUUCUGCCUCGACUGCAUCGCGACAUUGAGCUGUUCGAAGAGCUAGGCUUGAAUAUGCUCUUCGUUUUCAAAGCGGAUAACAUGAAAUCGCAUGACUAAGCUAUGCAGUUACUGAGUUAAGCCGGCAUAUAUGUGAUCACUUGCGUCGGUGACGCAACGGUCAGCUCGAUCAAUCGCAGACGUCCAUAUGAGUCUUAUUCAAUCCACUCAACAUGCGCUUAUACUUCAAGACCGUAGAUAUGAUGGCAAAGUAUAGGAACGCCCUGGGUUUAUUAGCCGCAUCUCUAUCGAUAGACGCAGACGAAAGUCUCAACGUCGCUCUUAUUAUCCAAACAGUCGUGCGAGACCUGAAACGAUACAUGGAUGCAAAGCACAAAGCCACUGGAUAGAGAGUUCUUCCCAUAGGCUGUGAUGCCGCGUCAAGUGGCGAGCGAGACCAAGUCGUGCUGGAUUAUCUGACUACUGGUAGCGUUGCAGGAUCGAUUGGUUUUUGGUCG